Molecule: messenger RNA, 2202 nt
Organism: Pararge aegeria (speckled wood butterfly)
Lineage: Eukaryota; Metazoa; Arthropoda; Insecta; Lepidoptera; Nymphalidae
Gene: be2
Product: esterase FE4-like
Exons: 10
Coding region: 150-1832 (560 amino acids)
Molecular function (GO): hydrolase activity
Source: RefSeq, a predicted model, not a curated record
ACUAAGCGUCAAUUUUCUUCGACACAGUGUGCCCCGAGGCUUAGUAUAUUUAUUUGUACGUUUGCUAUGCUUCAUCUAUUCUUAUUUAACUGCGCGGUGGCAACUUGAGAUUUCAUUAUUUUUUUGGUUUUCGUCACUAACGGUUCGCGAUGAACAGUUGGGUGGUGUUGUGGUUGCUGUAUGGGAUUUUUGUCGUUGUUUGUGCCGGUGCUGAAAAUGCGCCACUCCGGAAGACUCCGUUAGGAGAUUUAAAAGGAUUUAAUAUGAAAACGCGUGGCGGCAGGAAAAUUUCGGCUUUUACAGCUGUACCUUAUGCAGUCCCUCCUGUGGGAGAAUUAAGGUUUAAGGCCCCGGUACCUGUGUCCUCGUGGGAAGGCACAAGGGACGCCACAAAUGUCAGCCCCGUAUGCGUGCAGCGCAACCCUUACACGCGGCAAAAUGAAAUAGUCGGUCAGGAAGACUGCCUCUAUCUUAACGUGUACUCGCCUUACACUGACGAUAAACCUGUUGAAGAAAAAGACCUACUUCCGGUUAUGGUAUUUAUCCAUGGUGGCGGCUGGAUGUGCGGAGAUGCAACUACAGAAAUGUAUGGCCCUGAACAUCUUCUUGACAGAGAUGUUAUAUUUGUGGCUAUGAAUUAUAGAUUGGGUCCAUUAGGUUUCCUGUCAACCCAGGAUGAGCACUGUCCUGGCAACAACGGUUUGAAAGAUCAACAGGAAGCACUUCGUUUUAUACAGAAAAAUAUAUAUGCCUUUGGUGGAGACAACAGAUCUGUUACGAUAUUCGGUGAAAGUGCUGGUGGAGCCAGUGUUAAUUUCCACAUGUUAUCGGACUCAAGUAAUGGACUAUUUCACAAAGCGAUCUCAGAGUCUGGCACAGCAUUGGUACCAUGGGCAGAAGCUCCACCAGGCGAGGCAAAGAGGAACGCCUUCCGUCUGGCAAAGUUUUUGGAUUGUCCGCCAUCACCUUCUGAACGUUUCAUUGAGUGCCUCCGCAAAUUGGACAGUCAUACUAUUAUAGCAACAGAAUUUUUAUUUUAUUCCUGGGACUAUGAGCCGAUGACGACUUUCAAAGCUGUGAUUGAACCAGACCUACCAGGCGCAUUCCUAACGAGGAACCCUCGCAGGCCCCCUUCUACAUCCUUUGUGCCCUGGCUCACCGGAGUUACUAAAGACGAGGGAUGCCUAAAAUCUGUUUGGCUUACGAAUUUCCCAGAACGAUAUGAAGAGUUCAUUUCUGGAUUCGACACCAUCGCACCUAUCACUUACUAUUAUGAAAAUUCUCCGUAUCCAGAAGUCAUAACUGAGAGAUUGAAAAAAGUAUACUUCGGCAACGAUGAACAAAGUGUUAAAGAUGGAAUCCUGAAAAUUUACACAGAUUCUUACUUCGCUUAUCCUAUGCUGGAAUCCGUGGAACAAGCGCUGAACUUUAGCAAGCAGUCAGUAUAUCUCUACAAACUGGAGUACCGUGGAGCUAACAGUUUCUCCCAAAUCUUUGGUGAUCCUGUUGGGGAUUAUGGUGUUUGCCACGCUGAUGAACUCAUGUAUUUGUUUCCCAUACACUUCCUAAACAAUCCCUUCACAGAAGAAGAUAACAAGAUGAUGGAUAUGAUGGUUACCAUGUGGACUAAUUUUGCUACAAGCGGGAAUCCCAACAAACCUGUUCAAUUGCCUUUCGAGUGGAAGCCGGCCACAAGUGCAAAAAAUAUGGAAUAUUUAGCAAUUGGAAAGAAGCAAGUAAUGAAAAGUGAUUUGGCAUCGAGAUCGAGAAUAUGGGCGGAGCUGCCACUGUGGCACAAUGUAAGAAAACGAAGAUUCACUGAUGAGUUAUAAGGGUUCGGUGGAUGGAAGAAUUAGUUAUUUAAAACAAUUUUUUUAUAGCUUGUAGCAACUAGCUAGAUAGAUUAGUUAUAUGUUUUUAUAUUUGAUCUUUUAGUAGGCAUUAAGCUGUAUUCUAAAUCUAUACUUAAUAUACGACACAAGCUUCCGAAAUCUGUGUCGAAAUACUUCAACCUAUUAAAAUAGUACCAAUUGUACUCGUGAUAAACAACAAAAAUGUAAGUUGCUGAAUUUAUAAAGAAAAGGAUUUUCUUUACUUUUAUAUGUUUUUUUUAAAGAAAUUAAGGUUAGGUUAGGUUAGUUGUUUUUGUAAAUGUAUACGUAUACGUUUGAUUGCAUUUAAUAAAGAUUUUUAGGUACAACA